AUUACGCGUUGAUUCAUACAUACAUCUCAGGAACAGCGUUAGUAGUGAAAACACCGAAAUAACUGAUGUAGGGAAAAUAUGUAUUCUACCAUCCAGUUUAACAGGAAGUCCAAGAUACAUGCAUGAACGGACCCAAGAUGCCAUGAGCUAUGUGAGGACUUAUGGGAAACCUGAUCUUUUUAUAACGUUUACAUGUAAUCCUACUUGGAAAGAGAUGAAAGAAGAACUCUUUCAUGGUCAGUCUGCGAAAGAUCGUCGAGAUCUGGUAGCAAGAGUAUUUCGACAAAAAAUAAUUAAGAUGAUGAAUCUUAUAAAAAAAUGUAUUAUCUUUGGUUCAAUACGUUGCGAUAUGUAUACGAUAGAGUGGCAAAAACGAGGCCUACCUCAUGCGCAUAUACUAUUGUGGCUUAACAACAAAAUACAUUCUAACCAAAUUGACUUAAUUAUUUCUGCGGAACUGCCAGAUCCCAAUACCGAUCCAGUUCUAUUUCAUAUCAUUAAGAAAACUAUGGUACAUGGUCCAUGCGGAAAUUUGAAUGCCAAUUCUCCAUGUAUGGUAAACGGCAAAUGUAUCAAGAGACAUCCGAGACAGUUUGUAAAUGAAACGCAAACUGGAAUAGAUGGCUAUCCACUUUACAAAAGGAGAAAACCAGGGCAUGGUGGAGUGUCUACGAAAAUCAAAGUCAACAAUGGUAUCGAGGUUGAUAUUGACAAUAGAUGGAUAGUUCCUUAUUGUCCACUACUUUCAAAAGCUUUUGAGGCUCAUAUAAAUGUAGAAUUUUGUAAUUUUAUAAAAUCUAUAAAAUACGUUUGCAAGUACGUAAAUAAAUGUUCCGAUGCGACGAUGUACGCUCUUCAGAAUCCAAACUUAAACGAUGAAGUAACCACCUACCAAUGUGGAAGAUACAUAAGCAGCAGUGAAGCUUUUUGACGAAUUUUGGGUUUCCCUAUCCACGAGCGACAUACUGCAAUUCAACAGCUCAGUGUCCAUUUAGAAAAUGGCCAAAGAAUAUACUUUACUGAACAAAAUAUUUUACAGCAAGUUAUCGCUCCAAGAAAUACAACGCUUACGGCAUUUUUCCAACUUUAUCAAACGGAUUUAUUUGCCAGAACAUUGCUUUAUUCUGAGGUGCCAAGUUAUUAUAAUUGGAAAAAUAACAAAUGGAACAGAAGAAAACGGGGAAGUUGUGUAGAAGGACAACCAGAUAUUUUUAAAGACGACACUUUGGCAAUAAUUUAUACUGUCCAUCCCAGCCAGCAAGAAUGUUUUUUUUUGAGAAUACUUUUAGAAGUAAGGGGGCCAACCUCAUUCGAAAGAUUAAAAACAGUGAAUGGUACUGUCUGUCAAACUUAUAGAGAAGCUUGUUUGCUCCGUGGACUUCUUGAAGACGAUGCACAUUGGCAAGUAACUAUGACAGAAGCAUCGAUGUCAAAUUCCCCAAAAAGUCUAAGAAACUUAUUUGCAAUUCUAAUCCAUGUGUGCAAUAUUUCAAAUCCACUUCCACUGUGACAAAAUCAUAACGACAAUCUAUCCGAAGACUUUCUGCACCUUGCUGAGAUUCAAAAUCAAAGUCAUGAAAUAACAUAUGAUAAUAAUAUAUACAGUUUAGCACUUGCUGCCAUUGAAGAUAAACUAUUAUCUCUAGGGGGAAAUGAGCUUCCAACGUAUGGACUUCCUGUGACUCAGAGGAGUACUAUGCAUAACUUGAGCCGUGAAGUAACGCGAGAACUUUGCUAUGAUGUCGAAUCUUUAAUCGAAGAAACUGAGACGCAUAUUUCGAAGUUUCUACCCAAGCAGUAUUUGAAGCAGUUAUGAAUAGCGUUGUAAAUAAUGCAAGUAAAAUCUUCUUUCUUGAUGCACCAGGUGGCACAGGUAAAACAUUCGUUAUAAGAACGUUGUUGGCUCAAAUUAGAAAAAACAAGCAAAUUGCGCUCGCCGUAGCGUCUUCUGGCAUUGCGGCAACUCUUCUGCCAGGAGGAAGAACAGCCCAUGCUACAUUCAAGAUUCCCCUAAACUUAGCAGCACAAGAAACACCUACAUGCAAUAUAAGCAAAGGAACGGGCUUAUCAGAAGUCCUAAAGCGAUGCCAGAUUAUCAUCUGGGAUGAAUGCACUAUGGCUCAUAAAGCUGCUUUAGAAGCCUUAGACCGAACACUACAGGAUAUUUGCAGCAACAAGAAAAUAAUGGGCGGUAGAACAUUGGUUUUGGCAGGCGACUUUAGACAAACAUUGCCUAUAAUUCCUAGAGGUACACGAGCGGAUGAAAUAAAGGCCUGUUUAAAAGCAUCACAUCUGUGGCAAAGCGUGACACAAUUCAAGCUGUGUACAAAUAUGAGAGCCCAUGUAUAUGGGGAUCAAUUGUAGAAUAAAU
Messenger RNA from Rhagoletis pomonella (apple maggot), 2371 nucleotides. RefSeq lists its product as uncharacterized. The record is from RefSeq and is a predicted model, not a curated record. The transcript has 2 exons. Lineage: Eukaryota; Metazoa; Arthropoda; Insecta; Diptera; Tephritidae. The coding region runs from base 119 to 931 and encodes 270 amino acids.